GCGAGAGGAAGAUCAGCCAACCGAUCCAAUCGUCUGAGUCCUCCCGUCACUCGACAAAGGUCCGUGGAAAUCCGACCAGAGAUGCCUAUGGCCGAUGCUAAUGGAGCGGCUCCUCGGGUGAUGCUGGAUGAUAAAGAGAGGGAGGUCCAGAACUUGCGACAAGAGAUGCUCAAGAUUGGAGAAACAAAGAAUUCAACUGGUGAUGCUGGAACCCUGGGUGUAAGCAGGUGGCCGAGCGACACUGGUGCAGCCGCCGGCAUUUUAAACCAUGGUCAAAUCUCAGGAUUGGAUGAUGCGCUAAGCAGAAGAGUGAAGACUCUGGAAAGGGCGCUGCAGGAUGGGGAAAUUAUGAUGGCAAAGUUGAGAUCAAGAGUAAGGGAUGCAGAAGCUGGAAGGCGAGACAUGGAAGGAAAAAUGGCUGAGAAGAUAAAGGAAUUGGAAGUGGACAAGGAUGCCUUGGAGUGUAAGCUGAGACACCACAGGGAAGAUGGAUUCAUCAAGACAAAAGGUCUUGAAGACGCUGUCCGCAUCUUGAGCGGGAAGAGUAACUUGCAUGCAGAGUUUGUGCGACUUGAGACAGAGACUUCAAAGGUGCGAAUGGAGGAAUCCAGAUUGAAGUCUGACUUGCAGUUUGCAGAGGAUCGACUGGCAGGGGCUCUGCGCGAUUUGAAAGAGAGCAGGAAGCGGUUGACAAAUUUACAGGCCCUGCAAGACGACAUGAGCCUCUGGGUAGGAAUUUCCAUCGCCUCGAAAUUGCCGAGUCACUGCACGGCUGGAAUGAUGGAAGCGGAGCAUGGUGACCUUACUGGAUCAUCACAACCACGGAGUCUGGUUGCGGAUGAUGGGGAGAGGGAAACCAAGAAGAAUGAGGAGGGCAUAGCACACAACCCAGUGCAGAUGCAGGAACCAAGACGGGGAUCCGGUGACAUACAUGUGGCACGACUUGUAGGAGAACUAAGGGAGCGACUGGAUUUACUUGCUUCAAGAGACGAACUGGUUGUGAGUCUCGCUGCACGAGCAGAAACUGCAGAGAAAGACGUGGAGGAGCUGUCCCUGAAGUUAGCGUCUAUUGAACAGAAUCGCCAGACAAGUAGUGGAGGAGACGACAUACUUUCCCCCAACAGUGGGGAACACAGAUACGAAGUUUAUGAAUUGCAGCUGGCAGAAAUGCAAAGGCAGAUGCGGUUACUGGAGGAUGAUCUGAAGGCAGCGUGUGAGGGACGGGAGAUGUUGCAGUUGGAAUUUGACAAGGUCCAAGUUCAACUUGGUGAGGUGGAACAACAACUGAUUGAAGCAAAUUCCAAGCUGGCGGACAGAGAGAGAGAGUUGAAGGUUACCAAAGAAGCGGGAGAGCAACAUGCCACAACAGGCAACAUAUCGCAUAUGUCUGAGAUAUUGAUGAUGGGAAAACAGAUAUCUGAGGCAGAAAGGAAAUUGGAGGCAACAAUGGCGGAGCUGAAGGAUGCCAAUGAGAGGGCAAGAGCCCUGCACAUGGAGAAUGAUAGGCUCAAGGUCCUGGUUGCUGAUCUGAAUUCACAAAGGCAGAAGCGGGCAGCAGGGAAUGAGGAGAAUGUGGUCAAAGCAGAGAUUGCAGCAAAGAACGCAAAGGAGGAGGUAGAGAGGUUGACUUCCAUUGUGCAAGAAAGAGGAAUACAAAUGGCUAUCUUGAUGGAGACCAUGGACACACUACAAGGCGGUGACGACAAUGAGCAGGAACAACGGAUCGUGAACCUGACCACACAGUUGACUGCAGCCAAGGCAAUUGAGGGUGAUCUGGAAAGGAGAACCAUCCACCUUCAGGUACUGGGAAUGAACCUUCAGGACAACCAGGUCCUUUAUAUCUACUCACGUGCUUUACCUGAGCCUGUUCGUGGACAGCUCGUGGCAGAAUCGAAGGUUGGAAAGUAUAACUAUCUGCAGUUUCACGAUCUCGCUCUCCAACGAGAGCAAAUGACCGCGCAGAGAGAAGUGGAGAGGGUUCUACAGAAAAGCAUGCGUCAAGACCUAGAGCUGCAGUCUGCUCUCAACGUGCUUCAUGAGAGGGAGGGACACCUAUCUGCUAUGGCAAAUGCUGCAGAGCUGGCGAAUCGAGAGGCAGCUGCAGCAAGAAUAGAGCUCAGAGCCAGGGAAGACGACUGCAGAGCCCUUGCCCGCGAGGCUGAUGAGCUUCGACAGGUUGGAGCAGCGGCAUUGAGGAGCAACCGCGCUGCGCUAUUUUAGGUUCAGCGCAGCACCGGGAACCUGUCUCUUAUACACAUCUAGAUGUGUAUAAGAGACAGGUACUCCACCCCCAACAUUUUUUUUUUUUUUAAAUGGAACCUCUCGGUUCUGGCUCCUGACAUCCUGAGGAGCAACAGUCCGGUUCCUAUUCCCCCGGCAAGUCAGUUAUGAAUACAAUGAAAACACACGCACACUCCUCCCCAUUAUGGCUGAGAGACCCGAGUGGACGGCAUUGAUUACUUCCCUGGGGAAGGAUGUACCACCCCUCACCCCUUCCUAAGUUAGCCUAUAUCCACUACCUCCUGAUCCUAUGAGUUGCCUAGCUCCUAGCUCCUCUCAGCUGAGUGCUGUCGGAUAAACCUGAACACUAGAG
Chara braunii is the source of this 2593-nucleotide messenger RNA. The record is from the annotation of a GenBank genome assembly. Lineage: Eukaryota; Viridiplantae; Streptophyta; Charophyceae; Charales; Characeae.